AUGUUUGUUACCCAAACACACUCCGCCCGCACGCCGCGCAACUACUACCCCGACUCGCCCUUCAACGCGCCGCGCGCACGGGGACGCAACCCGCUCGGUAGCGCACCGAUUCCCGGACCCGGCCUCCCGCCGUGGAUGACGCCGCUGGACCUCGGCGUCGGCACACUCACGCACAUCUGCCCACCGACCAUGGGCUUCGUCAGCGUCACUCCUCAAACCAAGUGGCUCAGCAUCCGGGACGGCCGGCCGUCCAAAGAUGAGGUGGAUGAAGAGGGGAAUAUGAUCCCGGAGAGCCAGGAGAUGGACGAAGAAUGGGACGAAGAAAUGGACCUCGCAGAUCACAAGUUCACCGAUAUCUCGCUCGACAAUCAUGAUGGCACCGAACCGAAAACGACGGCAAUUCAGCCCGUUCGGCCGCCCAAUGUGCAGAUUCUGGCCAAUGGUCUUCGAGAUGUGGUCGCAUCCGCCGUGCCUCUGCAGCAGGCCCGGAAUGACGUCGAGAUAUCGACAAGUCAGAUCAACUCGACAGCCGCUGCCAACGGACUCGCAAACGUGCUUGGACUGUCAGCACUUCCCACGAGGACAGAGACGCGUUGGCAACAUGGUGGCUAG
This is a messenger RNA of Mycena indigotica, 612 nucleotides long. RefSeq lists its product as uncharacterized. Lineage: Eukaryota; Fungi; Basidiomycota; Agaricomycetes; Agaricales; Mycenaceae. The transcript has a single exon. The coding region runs from base 1 to 612 and encodes 203 amino acids. The record is from RefSeq and is a predicted model, not a curated record.